GAGCCUCGACACGUGGGCUUUGUAUCAACCCUGCACACCAGCGAAGAGGCAAUAAAGAAGAUGAGGCAAACAAAGCAGCAUGAAAGUACCGUCUUCGAAAACAUUUAAGAAGAACGAUAUCGACCCUGAAGAGAGCCUCGAAAUUCCGGAGCAUACCGCAUACGUGUGUCAACGUUCAAACUCAGUUACCCCUGAUCGCGAUCCUUUAUACCACUGCGAGUAUACCUACCCUGUCUCCAUCUCAGGAUGGACGAACAAGCAAAUAACCCCGCCACUGGCUGGGGCCAAAUGGGCCCAGCCGAAAAUAGUGGAAUGCUCGCCCUGUCCGUACUCCCCGACUACGUGGAUCUCGGACGCACAUACUGGGACAGCUUGGACAAGAUCCACCUCACCCCCCGCGCGGUUCUCGAGUUCAAAAUCCGAGCGGAGACCCUCCGGCAGCUUAAAGAGCUCGCCGGCGAAGAACUACCCGAGAUAGAGGUGCCGACGGUGGAGGGGCGUACGGCGACAGACGUGAAAGUAUUCGCCAGACGCGGCGGUCCUGAUCUAAGCAGCUUUCGAGGGUUGACUCUCCGGAGAGAGGCAAAUGAAAACAAGGGCGCACAGAACAUCGGCCCCCCAAUCACUCGAGUCACCGCUUACGACGCAAACUUCGAAGUCUUCAUGGAAGACCACGGCUGCGCUGUGGCCGAAAUAGAAGAUCCCCGGCCCAAGAACAUCGACGAGCUGACCGCCAUGGUCAACAAGCGACGAGACUCCGUCGCGCAAAGUACAACCCAGGACUACAUGACCUUCAUAGCAAAGGCCCGCGAGGAGCAUGAAAUCGAAAGAUUCGACGACGUCUUGCUGGCCAUCUACCGCCACAAAAACAACAUGAUGCGCGAACCGGACAUGGAAACCCGAUGCCAUGAGCAGCUGGAAGACCUGGAGCGGCUCAACGAGGGUCUCAUCCGUGCAAGUCCCGACAUGUACGACGGAGCCAAGGAGAGCACGCUCAACUCCGAGAUCCUCCACAAGCUGCGGCCGGUCCUCCAGACCGAAAAAGACGGGGGCCCGAUCCUUCCGAAUUUCUUCUUCGACUGCACCGAGGCGGAGGGGAGACAGUCCGUCGGGAAGCUCCAGGCGCUACACUCUGGUGUCUAUGGUGCACGGGCGUUCCAUCGUCUGCAGUGCUUUCUCCAGGGUGAGGAAGCGGCCCCUAUCUACGAUGAGAACGCAUACACGAUCGCGGUCGUGAUGGUAGGUUAUCAUUUGUGCUUUUAUUGCAUCGCCCCUUGUCCCCCGACAAACCCAAAUCGACAGACGGACUACAAGAUGUGGUUGUUUCGUGAGGUCAACAUGGAACGCGGCUACAAACCCUUCCUGACAGCUCUCACUGCGUUCAAGAACUGUCGGGAAUGGGCCCAUCAGCAGCGCAAUCGGUUGAUCAGCGAGGCAAACGAGGCUGGGAGAAGGAAAAGGAAGCACUCUGAGGAUGGUUCGCAGGGUUCUCAGGACAAGGUUAGGCGUGUCUGAGCACGUAUUGAGGGGAAGGAGUUUGGAGUUGGAGUCCAGGCGUUUUGGCGAUGAUAUCAAGUGAGGAUAUUGGUCUUGUACAUGUAGAGAUGCAUAGGUUAGUAA
Messenger RNA from Aspergillus campestris IBT 28561, 1620 nucleotides. RefSeq lists its product as uncharacterized. NCBI's taxonomy places the organism in Eukaryota, Fungi, Ascomycota, Eurotiomycetes, Eurotiales, Aspergillaceae. The transcript has 2 exons. The coding region runs from base 247 to 1515 and encodes 422 amino acids. The record is from RefSeq and is a predicted model, not a curated record.